This is a messenger RNA of Prunus armeniaca (apricot), 1206 nucleotides long. The record is from the annotation of a GenBank genome assembly. NCBI's taxonomy places the organism in Eukaryota, Viridiplantae, Streptophyta, Magnoliopsida, Rosales, Rosaceae.
AUGGAAGAAAACAAUCGGUUCAUCAACGAUCCGAUUCCUGACCAAGUAGAUCUGCUCAUCAACGAUCCAACCAACGAUGCAUAUUUUAAUUCUCUUCCAUGUGGCUAUCGAUUUGCCCCAACUGAUGCCGAGUUGGUUUCAAGCUACUUAGAGGGAAAGGUCUUGAACAAGGAAAUCCCCAAAAACAGGUUUCUUGACCUUGACAUCUCCUUGUAUCAUCCUAGAGACCUCACUGGGCGCAUCACUUUAAUUAGAGAAAGUGAGUGGUAUUUUUUCACUUCUAGGAAACGAAAGUACCCGAGAGGACAACGGCCAGAUCGAUCAGCAGUCGAUGGAUUUUGGAAGGCAACUGGAAAAGCUCAGGACAUCGAAGACAGGAAUGGUAAAGUAAUUGGGUCCAAAAGGACUCUAGAUUUUUAUCAAGGGAAUCAUCAAGAUAGCAAGAGGACAGAAUGGAAAAUGCAUGAAUACACGCUCAAUACAGAGACUGCUCCUCGUAAUGAAAUAAGCAAUACUCGUGUUACGCAGCUAGAUAAUUGUGUUUUGUGCAAGAUUUACAAGAAUACCAAAGGAGGGAACAAUGACUCGAGCACUACACAAUCUGAUCAAAGAGCAGAGCCAUCUACAAAUGUUGUAGCAUCUCAAGCUUUUCCAGACCAACAAAUCCAGCCCGUUCAUCAGCAUGAUCAAUAUCUUGCUGGUCAAUCUAGCGGUGCUUCUUCUUCCUCCACUGCAAACAAACGUCCUCGUGGCAUGCCAACCCCAACAAUAUUGAACACCUACGUUGGAAACCCUACAUAUUAUCCGCACCAGCAGUACCCUUUCCAAAAUCAAACGUCUGGCACUCCUCCAGGACCAGUCUACAAUAACUAUCAAAACCUUACCCAAUACGAUCAAAACGAUCAAAACCUCACCCAAUACGACAUGCAGUCUGCCAAUAUUGAGAGCCAUUUUCAGCCAAGGGAGUCGUUUUCUUCUCAACCUGGAUCUUGGCUACCCAUGGAGACUUCCACGUAUGCGGAUCCAAUGCCACUGGUUGAUUCUAGUUCUAUGCAGUUACCUGUGCAUAUCAGGCUAUAUGAGCAACUACUUGCGGCUAGAAACAGGGAUGGUGAUUUCGCCAAAAGACUAGAGCGUUGGUAUCAUCGUCAACAGCAGUUGUUUAGGCAAAACCCUAGCAGUACACCAAAUUGUAAAUUAGUCUAG